UGUGCUCUGAAUCUGCAGGGAUUACACUUUGUCACUGCUGCAGGGAUUACACUUCCCAUUUUUUUGUUAGAAUAAUGCUUCUGAUCAAUUUCUUAUGCUGGUUGCUCAUAGUAGUAGAUGUCGAUGCAGUCCAUGGCGGAGUAGACCUUAAAAUUUGCAGAGAAGCAAGAUGUAAACCGGACGGCCCAGCCAUCCGAUUCCCAUUUCGACUUAAAGGUAAGCAGCCAAUCCAUUGCGGUUACCAUGGCUUUGAUCUAUCAUGCACUAACGACAACCAGACUCUGCUCCAGAUGCCAUCUUCAUCUAGUAACCUCUUCGUUGAAAAGAUUAAGUACACAUCUCAGGAGAUUGAAAUAUAUUACCGCAAUGAUUACCCAUCGGGAAAUAUUUUCUACUUCAGUUUAUCUUCUUCUCCCUUACAAUUUGUGCCUGGACCAGAUAACUAUAAUUAUACGCUAUUUAGCUGUUCAUAUCCAAGGGAAAGGUAUGGUGCAUACACAAGCUCUUGUAUGAGGCAAUUGAGCCCUUACCACCUUGACAAUCAUGAAAACCAGACAUACGCUGUCAACGCUCUAUGUUCUGUUGAUAGACUGCCCCUAGAGUCUUGUACCAAGCUGCAUGACUAUACAUCAAUUCCAGACAUAUCAUCCCUUCCAAUGAAGUUGCAUUGGUCCAAACCAUCCUGUCGACAUUGCGAAGAGAAGGGCAUGAAAUGCAGAUCAAAGAUUAGUGAAUAUAGUCUUGCACAUGUUCAGACUGCAGAAAGCCAAUGUUUAGAUUUCCCUGAAGAUAGUAGCCGUAGAGGGACACGCAUAAAGAUAUCAGUUUGCACAGUUUCUGUGGCUCUUAUUGCAGUGGGGGCUCUCAUCAUCUUCCAUGUCUAUAUCUCCAACAAAACAGAGAAAACAAAUCAGUUGAGAAUUGAAAGAUUUUUGGAAGAUUACAUAGCUCAGAAGCCAAGCAGAUAUUCCUAUGCUGAUAUUAAGAGGAUAACAAAUCAAUUCAAGGACAAGUUGGGGCAAGGGGCCUAUGGAACAGUUUUUAAAGGGAAGCUUUCCUCUGAAUUGCUUGUUGCUGUGAAAAUCCUCAACAAUUCAAAUGAAAAUAACGGAGAAGAUUUUACAAAUGAAAUGGGAACAAUGGGUCGCGUGCACCAUGUCAAUGUGGUUCGCUUGGUUGGCUUUUGUGCUGAUGGGUUUAUACGAGCUCUUGUGUAUGAAUUCUUACCAAAUGGUUCAUUACAAAACUUUUUAUCAUCAGCAUAUAAUAAAAAUUCUUUCCUUGGUUGGGAUAAGUUGCAAGAUAUUGCUUUAGGUAUUGCCAAAGGAAUUGAGUAUCUUCACCAAGGGUGUGACCACCGAAUCCUCCACUUCGACAUCAAACCCCAUAACAUUUUGCUGGACCAGAAUUUCACUCCGAAAGUUUCCGAUUUUGGUCUAGCCAAGUUAUGCGCAAGGGAUCAAAGCGCAAUAUCCAUGACAACCGUCAGGGGAACCAUGGGCUACAUUGCACCCGAAGUGUUCUCUAGGAACUUCGGUAGUGUGUCCUACAAGUCAGAUGUCUAUAGUUUCGGGACGUUGUUGCUGGAAAUGGUUGGUGGCAGAAAAAACUUUAAGGUCAUGGAGGACUCCGUCGACCAAGUCUACUUUCCGGAAUGGAUUUAUAACCUUUUAGAACAAGGAGACGACCUACGGAUCCAUAUUGAGGAUGAAGGAGAUGCUAAAAUUGCAAAGAAACUUGCCAUUGUGGGUCUAUGGUGCGUCCAAUGGCACCCAAUAGAUCGUCCUCCAAUGAAAGUUGCAGUUCAAAUGUUAGAAAGAGAAGGUGACAAUCUAACCAUACCACCCAAUCCUUUCUGCUCUACUUCGAACUGAAUGAAUACAACUAUACUGUCUGCAAGGCAUCUGGACAUUUGCGUACCUCAAGAGUUCUACCAGUCACCAUGAUUUGAUAUGAGAUCAUGCACUGUAAUAUUACAUAACAUAUGGUGUUGAAUAUCGUAGUAUAUGCUAAGUGUUUGGGUUUGAAUUUGUCAUGAGUCAAAUUGUAGUAUGGCUAAGUGUUUGAAGUUGAUGUAUCAUUUCCCAACUAUGAUUCCUUAAGUUUUGCUGCAACUAUGAUUCCAUAAUUCAUUCAAUUACUUUACAUUUUCCAUAA
Messenger RNA from Prunus dulcis (almond), 2157 nucleotides. RefSeq names its product rust resistance kinase Lr10-like. The coding region runs from base 75 to 1874 and encodes 599 amino acids. The transcript is spliced from 3 exons. Gene Ontology annotation, biological process: protein phosphorylation. Lineage: Eukaryota; Viridiplantae; Streptophyta; Magnoliopsida; Rosales; Rosaceae. Gene Ontology annotation, molecular function: ATP binding; polysaccharide binding; protein kinase activity. The record is from RefSeq and is a predicted model, not a curated record.